This is a messenger RNA of Oryza sativa Japonica Group (Japanese rice), 3956 nucleotides long. NCBI's taxonomy places the organism in Eukaryota, Viridiplantae, Streptophyta, Magnoliopsida, Poales, Poaceae. The record is from RefSeq and is a predicted model, not a curated record.
GCCGCUUCUUUUUUCCCCGCGCGUCUUUUCGGCCUCUCCACCCUUUGGUCUAAUCCCCCGGAUGCGGAGCCUGCGGCUGCGCUCCGGUCGACGUCGAGGCGAGAGCGGAGGGGAUCAGGCCGGCGCGCUCAUCCUGUCGUGGGUGGAUGCCAACUAUAGGGUUUGCUUUCGAGGAAUCAAUCGUGUCGGCCCCUCGGCUCCCCAUUGGUCGGUAUACCUUGCUUCCUUUGCUGGAUCCCUCGCGGAUGUCGCUCGAGAGAAUCGUUUCUCGUGUGACCUCGAAUCAAUCAAGGAAGCUGGCCGGUAUAGCUAAAUACCGUGUUAUUUUUAUUUUCUAGUACUGGAACGAUAAAGGCUGCGCAAACUUGGAUAUUUGAUCGAACUUCGAGACUUUAGUGUUGGGUUCUUUCGCACAUCAUGUAUUCCUUUAUGGAAAGGAGUCACUGGUUUUUGGUUCUGGUGAUGAAGCUACUCCAGUGUCUCCUUGCUCUAUUGGAGCUCACUGCAUGUGGCUCUACUCCAGUGCUAUGUUAUACAUCAUGAGAAGUUGGGAGAUUUUCUAGUUGAUAAUCUCAGUUAUAGCCUGACCUCUAGAUCUACCUGAGCUUCUAUGAGGUAUACGGCGGAGGUUAAUCUAAUUGAUUAUCAUAGUUUGUUUUUAAAUGCAUAUUUUUCGCGAUUUCCAAAUGUGUUUCGAAAGUGAGCAGGAUAUGAGGCAAAUAGACGCACACGUAUGGAAACCAAUUCUAAGGUGACAAAAGCAUUGGAGCAUUAGACUAUACGUACAAAACGCAACCAUAGAAGCAUCUCUCUUUUUGGGGAACCGUAGAUGAUAAAGCUACAUAUACACUUUUGGAGGGUACUGGGAGAAAAUCUAGGUCAUGUUGGGCACACGAUACUGGUUUUAGAUUGUUGAAAGUGCAUGUGUUGAUGCUAUAAAAGGAUUGUUGACAACGUGGUCACGCACAAGCCAUGGAGUGUCAAUAACCUUGAUGCGUGGAAGCAGAUAUGUGAUGCAUGGAUAUAAAAUUGUCUUUGAUCUCUCCCAUUUCCAUUUGCCUAAUCCAUUUGCAGAGGGGCAUAAGGCUAUAGCAAAUGCUAUAGUAUGAUAAUUUCAUUUAUGAGAAAGGCCAAAUCCCUUAUAGCUUUGUCUUGAGACUUAUUUGCACCUCACUCAUCUAUAUGCAUGAUAUAGCAGUUUGAGUAUCAUAUUUGUUUUUUUCAACUGAAACUAAUGUUUAUAUCAACAUGGUAUUAUACCUAAAAUAAUGACCACAGGAAUUUUCUGAUUUACAUUUUGAUGAACUUUGGAGCCAUAAGUACUAUUGGAGUAUUGGACUUGUCACGCAUGAACUCAUAGGGAAACAUUACCAUCUAUAUACCUACGUCUUAUCUGUAUCAACUUUUAGAGUGUUACCAUGGUUACCUGUAAGCAUGCUGUUAAGAUUUUAAAAAAAUACUGAAAUAUGUCUUAUGUUAUGUGAGAAUACAAUCCCUCACCGUGCUUUGUAAAAAGGAUGUUUUGUGAUGUUUGCCACAAGAAUGAUCUUGCAGAAAGGAACAAUGUUGUCAUAAGAAUGUUCAGUAUAGAAAGAGAAGGCAUGUUUUUCUGUAGUGAUGAAUGAUGGACCGCUAUGCUUUUUUAUCCUUUUAUAAAUGUACACAUCAAGUAGGGAAGGUAUUGACUGUGCAGAUUGUAUGUAGACAAGAUAUGUAGUUCACGCAUUCGUGGCCUCAGCAGUGACUCAUCCAGAAUGCGUCUUUUCUGAUCCAUUCCCUGUAUAGGUGUUUUGGUUAUUUCGAUAUUUUUUAAUCCAUGUCAGAUUCUCUUAUCAAGUUGUGAUGUUGAUUGGAGGUCAGGAGCAAUCAUCGGAUCAAUGAUUGAAUGAAUCUCUUUUACUCCUUUUGUGAAAGUUUGUUGGUUCUGACACGUGGUCCAAUGUGUUGAGAGAGUCUUGGUUUUUUAACAAUUGGAAGGAACUGUUGGUGCCUGUUUCUCUGUCUACUUUUCUUUUGCUGGGGCUCAAAGUAAGCAUCAGUGGGCCUAUUCUAAUUCCCCAUCGUUCUCUCAGAUUUUAUCUCCACAUUUUGUUUGAACUUUGAGGGGCACAAAAAGAUAUAUUGUUCUAUCUUUCCCCUCCUUGUCUGGUUACAUAAGAUAAUUUCUUUUGAAAUAUUAGGAUAAGUUUUCACUUAAAGCUGAUGGUAUUCUUCACCUACAAAGCUGUUAAUCAAUAGCCAAAGAAGAGAUUGGUGUAAAGUUACUAGUUUUAUUUGUAGGUUUUAACUUCAGUUCCUAGUAGAUAUUAAUUGAACUACAAUUUAGUAUUUAUUGGAACAGAAUGAGAGCAUUAUUUUUCUACAUUUGUGCAAAAUACCUCGUUGGUUGUACUAAAUCAUCAAAUAGGGGUGUUACUAGUUUACUCAGCCCGCUCGAAACUGGAAAUCAAUGAGUUUAGGCAGUGAUUACCUUAGCUUCUAGUUGAGCAUGCCAGAAAACAGACUACCACCGAUUUUGAAUGGUAAAUUCAAAACUGGGAAUGAACAGCCCUACUUCAAAAACAUUUUGAGGAGUUAAUGUAACACUACCAUCUGCAGACUCCAUUCAGCCUACCAUCUACAGACUCCAUUCAGCCUUCCAGGCCCUGUGGUUGGCUGGUAACAGAAUUAUGUCCAAACCAUUGUUCUGUUAUGAGUUCCCCAAUUGUAGGGAUUUCAUCUUAUUUAAUGGUAGAACAAUCACGUGUAUGAUUAAUUUACUUCUGAACCAUGACUUUUUUCCAUGUGAUACAUUAGGAACAUAACUACCUUUGGGCAGUUGAUCAGUUGAUGCAGUGACAUAUACUAUUAUGAAGAGUGUGAUCCAUAUCAGAACCGUUAAUGGUUUCUUCAUGCAUAUGCAUACUUACACAUCAUACAUCUUAUAAAGAGCUACAGCCUACAGGUAUCUGUAUCUAUUCAAGUCAUUCUCCAAAAUAUGGAUAACAAAUAUGGAUAGCUUAUGCACACCGUGGCAAUCAAAUCACCUGUGCAUGCAAGAUGCCAACCUUUGCUAUCCAGAAGUUAGAAUAUCUGCACUUUUUCUUAUGUUCCCUCUACUAUAUAAACUCAUCCCAUGUUCGACUUUGUAUAUCCAUAGCUCCCACAAGUCAUAUGUUCAUCAUUAAGUGUGUUCCAACCUGUAACGGCUUCACUUUGUCACAUAUUUCCUCAUUCAUUCAUAUAAAUGGAUUAUUCUAAUUUGCGUCGCCAAGCUGCAUCCAUGAAAAAGAGCCUCUUUGAUCAGGGAUACCUAGAUGAGCAAUUUUGUCAGGUGGAAGAUUUGCAGGAUGAAGCUAGUCCUAAUUUUGUGGAAGAAGUUGUUACUUUGUUUUUUAAGGACUCGGGCAGGCUAAUGUCAAACAUUGAGCAAGCUCUGGAGAAGUACCCAAGAGAUUUCAACAGGUGGGAUACAUAUAUGCAGCAACUAAAAGGCAGCUGUUCCAGCAUCGGCGCUUCUAGGAUGAAGAAUGAGUGCAUGUCGUUCAGGGAUAGUUGUGGCCAAGGAAAUGUUGAAGGUUGCAUGAGGUCUUUCCAGAAAGUGAAGCGGGAGCAUGCUGUCCUGAGGCAGAAACUAGAAUCCUAUUUCCAGCUGCUAAGACAAGCUGGCCCCGCUGGAGCUGCCACUAGGCCUGUCAUGUAAGAACCGGCUAUUCGCAUUCUGCAAGGCGCACUGCUGCUCUUCCAGCAUCUUCGAUAUGCUGGUCCUGCUGACAUUAUAACUAGGCCAGCAUAUAAGUUUGUAGCCUGUCGGUACCCGACGCCUCUACGGCAAUAGCCAAUGGAUGUGCCACACUUAAAUACGCUUGUAUAAGUAUUAAAGUGAAAUAAGAAGAGAUGACAGACUGGAUGUACUAUCGUGUAAGUAAUACGAGCAUGAAACAUGAUAUCACUUACUGGUUUACAGUAUAGCUUCA